Brenthis ino (lesser marbled fritillary) is the source of this 903-nucleotide messenger RNA. The record is from the annotation of a GenBank genome assembly. NCBI's taxonomy places the organism in Eukaryota, Metazoa, Arthropoda, Insecta, Lepidoptera, Nymphalidae.
AUGGCCUUAUCGCUGCAAUCAAACCAGAACGCCAGAGGUGUGUCGGUAAGGUCGCUAUCGAGUAUGCGCGAAGAAUCUCUACCGAUGUUAGCGGAAAGGUUGCUCGCGAGUCGCGCUGCGGCUCUUGUCGCCGGUUUGCCAGCGGAGCUGUACUCAGGGGCGCUACUAGCCGCGUGGCCACCGUCGCCCCCCGCACCUUUACUUCCUCCACCUGCUCCUGAGUUGGAGCGCGCUCGCAAGCGCCGGCGCACUCCGAAGCUUGAUGAUACUACCGCGACAGCACCACCCUCUCCUCCUUCUUCAGGGUCGUCACCAGGAGCUACAGAUCCGCCUCGAGAUAAACUUUUCACAUGUAAAGUUUGUUCGAGAUCCUUUGGUUACAAACAUGUUCUUCAAAACCAUGAGCGUACACAUACUGGGGAAAAGCCAUUUGAAUGCGGAGAGUGUCACAAGCGAUUUACACGCGACCACCAUUUAAAGACCCACCUUCGUCUGCACACUGGAGAAAAACCUUACAGUUGUCCUCAUUGUCCGCGGCACUUUGUACAAGUCGCUAAUUUAAGACGACAUCUCCGCGUGCACACUGGUGAACGCCCAUACGCGUGUGCUCGAUGCCCCGCUCGCUUUUCUGAUUCAAAUCAAUUAAAGGCUCAUGCUCUCGUUCAUGAAGGUGAUGCACCUUUUGCCUGCCGGUGUGGUGCUAGAUUUAGGCGGCGGCAAGCUGCCGCUUUACAUAGAUGCUCGGGAAGCAGCUGUGAACCCGACACACCCAGCCCUCCAGCAGCAAUCGCGCCAGACUGGCGCUGGGAUGACUGGCCUGAACAAACGGAGCCUGAAGAUUUGUCCCUGCCAAGGAGACCGGCCACGCCGGACUCGCCGACUGAUUUACGCGUACACUCUGCG